CAUUUUGGAGGCUUUCCUGCAUGUGACAGGCCCACAUUCAUCAUGGAGAAGAUGCUGAGCUUUGGAGGGGAUUCAGGAAAGCAUAGCAGUGACAUCCAGAGGCUUGUAAAGUGAGAUGCAGCUAAGGAUUAAUGAGAUAAACCAGCAGAGGACUCUGGUUAAUCUGCCCGUUCUGCUCCCCUCGAUGCAAUGACCUACAAUACUUCAAUCAGUAACUUAGACUGUAAACCUCAAGAGCUAGUUAUUUUCAUCCCUAUUUUACUAAGUGUGAUUUUUCUAAUCGGUUGUAUCCUGAGUAUUUUGAGCAUUUAUACCUUUUGGUUUCGCUUCAAGAAAUGGAAAACGGGGAUGAUCAUCCAGUUUAAUCUGGCUUUAUCAGAUAUGACAAUCCUGCCAGCAGCACCAUUUAUGAUCAGCUCCUUCUCCAUGGCGAAUCAUUGGCCAUUUGGACAAUUCCUGUGUCAGCUUAAAGUGUUCUUGUUAUUCAUACAUAUGUAUGGCAGUAUCUACUUUCUCACUUUGGUGAGUGUGCAUAGGUAUAUCACAGUUGUACGUUUGACUAAACACAAUAUUUUUAAGAACCAAAGAUUUGUGAAGUCAGCUUGCAUUGGCAUAUGGAUUUUCCUCUUUAUAAGUGCAUUGCCAUUCUUUUUUGUCCUCAAGACGUCUGAAGGGUACAACAUUACCCAAUGCUUGCGUAUACACCAAAAUGAAAUGUCAACUGUCUAUUUUACAUGGAGCAUGGUCAUUUUAUUUCCUGGGUUCAUCAUUCCAUUUGGAGUUUCCGUCACUUGCUAUAUCCUGCUUGGAUCUUAUAUAGUCAAAAUGGACACCAUCCUUGCAAGUGGAAAGGCAAUGAAGCUGAAAUCAAUGGGGAUGAUUGCUGUGUCCCUAGUUACAUUCGUUGUUUGCUGUCUGCCAGUACAGAUGUCACGUUUAGUUGCUGUUGCAGUGAAACAGUUCCACUCUGAGAAUUGCAAGUUGCUGUACAAGAUCGAAGAUUUUUACUACACGUCUAUUGUGCUUGCCAAUGUGAACUGUUGCCUAGAUCCUCUUCUCUAUUGGUUUUCCAGCAGAAAAUUCCAAGAAGCUUUCAAAAGUACUCUAAGUGCAUUCAGAUGCCUUUGUAAAGAGCCGAAUCAAAGUAGCUUCAACACAGAAAACUCAUCUACAGCAGCAAGACCCAUUGAUUAGACAAUUUAAUGAUUUGACAGAGUUGAAUAUAAAUGACCCUUCAUUGUACUUAUAAUUAUCUUAUACAUGAACGCAGUUGAGCAAAUUUUAGUGUAUCAAUUACAACUAGAGAACUGCAAGAUAUCACAUUUUAACUAUUACCUCCAACAAUACAGAUGUUUCAUUGGCUACAGUUGUGUUGAAGUGUCUUGACAGGUGAACAAUGCUGUAUG
Molecule: messenger RNA, 1406 nt
Organism: Hemiscyllium ocellatum (epaulette shark)
Lineage: Eukaryota; Metazoa; Chordata; Chondrichthyes; Orectolobiformes; Hemiscylliidae
Product: lysophosphatidic acid receptor 6-like
Exons: 2
Coding region: 190-1194 (334 amino acids)
Biological process (GO): G protein-coupled receptor signaling pathway
Cellular component (GO): plasma membrane
Molecular function (GO): G protein-coupled receptor activity
Source: RefSeq, a predicted model, not a curated record